Hippopotamus amphibius kiboko is the source of this 2494-nucleotide messenger RNA. RefSeq names its product ST3 beta-galactoside alpha-2,3-sialyltransferase 3 (gene ST3GAL3). The record is from RefSeq and is a predicted model, not a curated record. The transcript has 13 exons. Lineage: Eukaryota; Metazoa; Chordata; Mammalia; Artiodactyla; Hippopotamidae. Gene Ontology annotation, molecular function: sialyltransferase activity. The coding region runs from base 665 to 1537 and encodes 290 amino acids.
UGCAGCCCCGCAUUGGUCAGCCCGGCGCCCCCGCCCGGCUCCCGCGCGCCGAUUGGGCGCGGAUGCCCGACCCCGGGCGAGGGCGCCGAGGCGGAGCGUGGGAUUGGUGGUCCCGCGGCCCGGCUCGCGGCCGCGCGCUCCGCCCGCCGCUGCGUCCCCACUAUGGCGGCGCCCAGGCGGCCCGCCGCGUCUUGGGCGCCCGCCGGGGUCCCCCGCGGCUCUCGCCGCCGCCUUCGCGGUCGCCCCUGCCUUCCCGGCCGCGUCGGGCCGGGCGCCGCCUCUCCCCUGCCUCCCUCUCCGCUGCGGUCAUGUAGGAAAUCGUAAAUCAUGUGAAGAUGGGACUCUUGGUAUUUGUACGCAAUCUGCUGCUAGCCCUCUGCCUUUUUCUGGUACUGGGAUUUUUGUAUUAUUCUGCGUGGAAGCUACAUUUACUCCAGUGGGAGGACUCCACUUGAAAACUUUAAGAGAUUAUUUCAGGACUGCCUGUGAGUACAAAGAAGAUUCAGUGGUUCUUUCCUUUGACUCCGCUGGACAAACACUAGGCUCAGAGUAUGAUCGAUUGGGCUUCCUCCUGAAGUUGGACUCUAAACUGCCUGCUGAGUUAGCCACCAAGUACGCAAACUUUUCAGAGGGAGCCUGCAAGCCUGGCUACGCGUCAGCCUUGAUGACGGCCAUCUUCCCCCGGUUCUCCAAGCCAGCACCCAUGUUCCUGGAUGACUCCUUCCGCAAAUGGGCUAGGAUCCGGGAAUUUGUGCCGCCUUUUGGGAUCAAAGGUCAAGACAAUCUAAUCAAAGCCAUCUUGUCCGUCACCAAAGAGUACCGCCUGACCCCCGCCUUGGACAGCCUCAGCUGCCGCCGCUGCAUCAUCGUGGGAAACGGGGGUGUCCUCGCCAACAAGUCUCUGGGGUCACGAAUUGAUGACUAUGACAUUGUCGUCAGACUGAACUCAGCGCCUGUGAAAGGCUUUGAGAAGGACGUGGGCAGCAAAACCACGCUGCGCAUCACCUACCCCGAGGGCGCCAUGCAGCGGCCCGAGCAGUACGAGCGCGAUUCUCUCUUUGUCCUGGCGGGCUUCAAGUGGCAGGACUUCAAGUGGUUGAAGUAUAUCGUCUACAAGGAGAGAGUGAGUGCGUCGGAUGGCUUCUGGAAAUCUGUGGCCACUCGGGUGCCCAAGGAACCUCCUGAGAUUCGCAUCCUCAACCCAUAUUUCAUCCAGGAAGCCGCCUUCACCCUCAUUGGACUGCCUUUCAACAAUGGCCUCAUGGGCCGUGGGGUGAGGUGUCUGGACCCUGGGCCAGAGAACAUUCCGACCCUCGGCAGUGUGGCAGUGACCAUGGCACUACACGGCUGUGAUGAGGUAGCAGUCGCAGGCUUCGGCUACGACAUGAGCACACCCAAUGCACCGCUGCACUACUAUGAGACCGUGCGCAUGGCAGCCAUCAAAGAGUCCUGGACGCACAACAUUCAGCGAGAGAAGGAGUUUCUGCGGAAGCUGGUGAAAGCGCGUGUCAUAACUGACCUAACCAGUGGCAUCUGAGGUGGGCCCAGCACGUGGCCACAGAGGUCCAGCAUCUCCACCUGCCCACUUCAUUGGCUCAGUCUGGCUCUGCCCGAGAGGCGCAGGAGCCUUCAGACCCAGAGAAGGACAGUGCCAAGUGGCCCCAGGGGUGGCAAGGCCUCGGCGGGGCAGCCAGAGCUGUGUCUGCUCAGAGGCCAGCCUCAGAGACCAGCACUCAACCUCACUCUUAGCCUGGGUCCUUGAAGCCAGAGGGCCAGGAGGCCACUGGCUGUGUCCAGCGGGCCCAGCAUGCAGGAGGUGGACACCAGGCAGCAAGGCUGCUGCCAGAAUCGUUUCUCCAGUCAGUGUUCGGUGUAUUAUCAUUUUGUGAAUUUGGGGUGGGGGGAGGUUAGGGAUAAUUUAUUUUUCAAUACAGUUGGAGAUGUCAAGCUUGGUCCACUGGCCAGGCAGAAAGAGACCCACUAGAGGGCCCCUCAGGCAGUGGUACCCAUGGGCUCCCUGUCGCGUGGGAGUGCCCGGACUCACCUGUGCCCUGCUUUGGGGCUACAGGGAAGUGGGCAGGAUCUCAGGCCAGCCCCCUCCAGCUCAUGACACGGCCUCUUCUUGGGAAGCAGAUGGGGAGUCCCACUCAGCAGCCCCCAGCUGUCCCCCAGGGAGACCCUGGAGCCAUCCUUCAAGCCAACAAGCCGCCCCUGGGCUUGAGCAAAGAGAACUUCAGAGCUCGGGGGGCGCGGCCUGGCCCAGCCUGAUGGGAAUGCCCCCCUCCCCCACAGCUGCAGCCGACCCCUAGGACAGUGCCCCAGGCCUGGAGUGACCCACUUGGCAGCUGUUCUGGGUUUCAGCAAUGAGACUGCCAGGUCUUUGGGUUCUGCCUUUAGCCUACACCCAGAGGGAAGUGAGGCUCAAGGACCUCACCAGGCUGUGGCAGCCAACAUAGGCAACCAUCAUGGAAGCAAUAAAGCUCUUCCCUGAACC